AUGAACGGAAGAAGCAUGAGACUCCCUCCAGGGUUUCGUUUUGAUCCCGAUGAUGAAGAUCUUGUGUUCGAGUAUCUUGCCAAGAAGGUCCUCAACCAUCCAAUGGACUUCGACCUCCCCGAGAUCCGUUCUUGCAAUGUUGAUCCUUGGGACUUGCUAGGAGAGAAGAAUAAGGAAGUGUAUUACUUUGUGAAGAAGGAAGAACGAGAGAAAAAGGGAAGAGAGACGUCAUCGGGUUAUUGGGAAGAGUUUGAAGAAGAAGAAGUAAUGGAGGCUGGUGGUGAUCGUAUUUGUAAUCAUUUAGAAGGAAGGAGAAAGACAUUUGCUUUCUAUAUUGGAAAAAGACCUCGAGGAACGAUAACUCCAUGGAUCAUGUACGAGUUUCGGCUUCUUUCUUCUAGAGCUUCAAGGUGGUUAUCGUCUCCUCUGUCUCGGGGUGAGGUAGGGAAAUGGAGGGCAGUGAAGGUAGUGGUGAAGGAAGAGAAUGAGGAAGAGAUGGAGGAGGAUGAGCACGAGUCAGACGAGUCUGAUGGUGAAGAAGUUGUUCAAAGCCGGUAA
Microthlaspi erraticum is the source of this 558-nucleotide messenger RNA. Lineage: Eukaryota; Viridiplantae; Streptophyta; Magnoliopsida; Brassicales; Brassicaceae. The record is from the annotation of a GenBank genome assembly.